Xiphophorus hellerii (green swordtail) is the source of this 7066-nucleotide messenger RNA. It is a transcript of the gene adam9a, whose product is annotated as ADAM metallopeptidase domain 9a. The transcript has 24 exons. Gene Ontology annotation, molecular function: metalloendopeptidase activity. Gene Ontology annotation, biological process: proteolysis. Gene Ontology annotation, cellular component: plasma membrane. NCBI's taxonomy places the organism in Eukaryota, Metazoa, Chordata, Actinopteri, Cyprinodontiformes, Poeciliidae. The record is from RefSeq and is a predicted model, not a curated record. Bases 314 to 2812 code for a protein of 832 amino acids.
CCCCGUUACUUUAGAGUCCCACAGGCUCCAAGGAGAGAAAGACCCGCUGCUGACGGAGAGGAAGGACUUCAGCCCAACAGGACCGGAACCAGCCCCAAAACCCACUGAGAACUGGACCUAACGGAACCCGAACAGAACCGAGAGCCGGUUCCGUUCGGAACUUUGGGCCGGAGCUGCUGUUAUCUUCAGCGGGAACGCAGAGGAAUGGGUCUGCCGAGGAAGAAACCCUCCUGUGGGUGUUCGGAGUGAAACCGACCCGAGGGAGGAAGAGGAGCGGUGAGGAGGAAGAAUCGGUUCCGAACAGGAGGACAAGAUGAAGAUGGGAGGAAGAGGAGGAGCGGCGCUGAUGGAGCUCUGCGGGAUUCUGCUGCUGCUGACCGGAAGCUGUCAAUGCGGAGACUCUCAGCAGACCGAGCAUCUGGCCUCGUACCAGCUGACUGCUCCUCGGCCAAUAGGAGGCCGGCUGAGGCGGGACGCUGAGGGCAGGCCGCCCAAUCAGGUUUCCUUCAUCAUCCCAGUGGAUGGAAACGAUCUCCUCGUCCAUCUGCAGAGAAACAAGGUCCUGCUGCCUCCAGAUUUCACCGUCUUCACCUAUGGCCCAAACGGAUCCCUGAUCACAUCCAGACCACCUGUCCAGAACCACUGCCAGUACCAGGGCUUCGUUCAGGACAUGGAGGGCUCUGCUGUGGCCAUGAGCGUCUGUGGCGGCCUCAGAGGAGUGAUGCAUCUCACCAACGACAGCUACGGCAUCGAGCCGCUAGACUCCGCCCCCGAGCAGCACCUGCUCUACCGCCUGCAGGAUGUGACAUCACAGCCCCGAGGAUGUGGAACACCUCACUACGGGCACGGCGACGCGACGGAGCAUGCUCAGUACGACCUGGAGGAGAUCCAGCACCGCCGGCGCAGCAGGGUAAAGAGAGCUGUUCUCCACAAGACUCACUAUGUGGAGCUGCUGCUGGUGGUUGACAACGACAGGUUUAAACACAUGAAUGGAAACGAGACGGCGGUCAGAGAGCAGAUGGUUCACCUGGCGAACCUCAUAGACGGCAUCUACAUGCAGCUGAACGUCCGGGUGGUUCUGGUCGGUCUGGACAUCUGGACCAAGCAGAACCUGAUCAACACAGAGGGCGGAGCCGGCGAGGUGCUGAGCCGCUUCACCCAGUGGAGGGAGAAGGAGCUGGUUUCCCGGCGGCGCCACGACUCGGCCCAGCUCAUCCUGAUGAAGAGCUUUGGUGUAACAGCAGGAAUGGCAUUUGUCUCCACCGUCUGCUCCAGAAGUCAUGGAGGAGGAAUCAACGCGUUCCUGAACAACAACGUCGCGGCCUUCGCCUCCAUCGUGGCUCAUGAACUCGGACACAACCUGGGGAUGAACCACGACGACGGGCGGACCUGCAGCUGCCCCGCCGCCGCCUGCAUCAUGCACUCCGGAGCCACAGGAUCCAGAAACUUCAGCAGCUGCAGCACCGACGACUUUGAGAAGAUGAUCCUGUCGAUGGGAGGGACGUGUCUAUUGAAUGUGCCCCGGCCCGACGAGGCCUACAGCGCCCCCUACUGUGGAAACAGGCUGGUGGACGUCGGGGAGGAGUGCGACUGUGGAUCAGAGAAGGAGUGUGAGGAGGACCCCUGCUGUGAGUAUCGGACCUGUAAACUGAAGCCUGGGGCUCAGUGUGCGUCUGGAGAGUGCUGCUCCGGCUGUCAGUUCCUCCCUGGAGGAAUGGUGUGCCGCUCCAAGAAGGACGAGGAGUGUGAUCUGCCGGAGUACUGCAACGGCUCCACCUCCUUCUGUCAGAGCGACGUCUUCGUCCAGAACGGGCAUCCCUGUCGCAACCAGCAGGCCUACUGCUACAACGGGAGGUGCCAGCACCUGGACGGACAGUGCCAGGCCCUGUUCGGACCCAAGGCAACGGCCGCUCCCAACAUCUGCUUCAAAGACGUUAACAGCAAAGGAGAUCGCUUCGGCAACUGUGGCUACCAGCACUACGGCUACAAGAAGUGUGAGAGCAGAAACGCUCAGUGCGGGAAGCUGCAGUGCCUGAACGUGAAGGGGGGGACGGUGUUCGGCAUCCUGCCGUCCAUCAUCACCACUCCAAUACACGGAGCCACCUGCUUCGGGGUCGACUUCAUGCUGGGAUCCGACGUUCCCGACCCGGGAAUGGUGAACGAAGGGACCAAGUGUGGAGACAACAAGGUGUGUAUGAACUUUGAGUGUCGCAGCGCGGACGUCCUGAGCUAUGACUGUGAUGUGGAGACAAAGUGCCACGGACACGGGGUGUGUAACAGCAACAGGAACUGCCACUGCGACUACGGCUGGACGUCGCCAUCCUGCAAGCUGUCGGGCUAUGGCGGCAGCGUGGACAGCGGACCCACAUGGAACGAUAAGGACACGUCUCUCAGGGACGGCCUCCUCGUCUUCUUCCUCCUCGUCCUUCCUCUGCUGGCUCUGGGAGCGUUUGUCUUCCUGCGCCGCAAUGAGCUGCUGCGGCGCUUCGGACUGAGCCGCAGGAAGAGGUCGCAGGGAUACCAGGCAGACGAAGCGACUUCGACCAAACCGACCAAUCCUGGCAGAGCUCCGCCUCCCAGAACGCAGCCGCCCCCUGCUGGCCACGGCACGGCGAACUUCAUCGUCAGGGACGGGCAUCACGCUCAGCUGCUGCCGCCGCCGCCGCCGCAGCAGGUGGUGGAGACCAGUGAGACCAGUGAGAGAGCCCCGCCCUUCGCUGCAAGGCCACCGCCGCCUCCUCUAAAACCGAAACCUUCUGCUGCAUCUCAGCCUCUGGUGCCUCAAAGACCCGCCCCCGCUCCGCCUGUUUAGCCAAUCAGGAGCUUCCUCUCGACUCCGCCCUCCUCUUCUUCCUCCUGACCUUCAGUCUGCUCUCUCUGGUUCCUUAGCAAAACCCAGGGAGGGAUCAAUGAGGCCGACCUUGAGGUGCAGCCGGACUUGGACUAGGUCAACAAGUCGGACUUGGACUGGGCCGACGGGUCGCAGCAGGACUGAACUGAAGCAGCUCUUUCUUUUGUUCACCUUAACUUGGUCAGGUGACCUCUGCUGUAGCCAAACCAGCCAAUCAGAUUGCAGAGCAUAAAAUAGCAGCUAAACAAACACAGAUCAUGUUCAUAAAGCGGUUACUGGAGCAGAAACAACGCUGAGUUCACUCACUGCCACACGGAGCACUACAUGCAGAUUCUAUUUACCCGGGUUCCCAGUGUUCCCAGUUACAUGAUGAUAAACCUUAGCAGGAAACACUGGCCCAGCUCUGCUGCAAUUUUAUGAUGCAAUAAAAUUAUAUCAUAUUCCUAAGUUUUACAAAGCAAAUAAUCCAUACCCAUAAAAUGCUAAUGUGUCAUUCCCAUCAGCUGGUGAGCUGUUAGCCUGUAAGCUAACAAUUCAUAAACUGACUGCUAAUAUAGCAACUUAUAGCCUUGAUAUUUAUAUAGUUAAAUAUGGACAGAAAAUAUGUUUUUAACUUACUACGGUAAUCAUUCUCUGAAAUUAUUAAAAUAUCCUGGGUGUUAGCAGGUGAUGCUAACAUUAGCAUGCUACAUUAACAUUCUCCAGACUGAGCAGCGGUGUUUUUAAUCAAACCAUUCAAAACAUUUUAUAUAAUGUUAUUACUAAUAAGUAUUAUUAAAAACAUACUAACUCAGAAAUACUUACAAUCCUGUCAGAAAACCACCGUAUCUGUCUAGUUAGUGUUAGCAUGCUAAGAUUAGCAUCUUCUGUUACAGCAGCAGUGAAUUAGACAAGAUGAAAAAGUUUCAGUGCUUCCAUUAGCGUACGUUUUUAACAAUAAUGAAUAAUCUAUUAAUCCAAUCAAUAAUCUUUAAUUAUUAUGGAUUUCUUUAUUUGAAAACCACAAUUAUCUGAUGACUUAGUGUUAGCAUGCUAACAUUAGCUCUUAAGUGCAUAAAGACUUAAUGGCAUUUGUAAUUUCUGUACUUUUUUGCCAUGUUUUAAAUUUGUCAGAAAACACCAGAAAACUGGUUGAGGGUGUGAAUCUUAAGGGUUAGCAUGCUAACAUUAGCGUUACUUCAGCUGCAUUACUGGACCUUCUGUAAUUGUCUACAUCACACAGUAAAAGUGUGUUCAGGGCGUGCUGUGGUGGCGCAGGGGGUUAGCACGCCCCACGUUUGGAGGCCUUAGUCCUCGACGCGGACGUCGCGGGUUCGACUCCCGGUCCCGACGACCUUUACCGCAUGUCUUCCCCCCUCUCCUCACCCUCCUUCCUGUCUGCCUACUGUAGAAAAAAUACGAGCCACUAGCUCCACAAAAACUCUUCGGAGAAAAAAAAAGAGAUGUUCGAAAAAAAAGAGACGACAUCUUACCAGUAAAAAGCAGGUAGCCUUGCUCUGAUUGGCUGGUUUGUGUUGCAGGGGGUGGAGCCUUCACCUGGUUUCUGUAAUCUUUUCUAGUUAAAGAGCCGAUGUUGUGUUGAACUGCAGCUCCUCUCAGUCAUAGGAAUGUAACGCACCCUACAGGCGCCGUGUGGAGGUGCGUUUAGUUUCUGCACCCCGGCCCCGCCCGGCUCACUCAGUAUUCUCCCAGUAUGCAACACGAGGAGCUCAGGGCGGCUCAGACUUUUUGUUUCCAUGUGUGGUACGCGGCGUCUGCAUGAUUUAUGCAGUUUGAUCUCUAAGGAAACGAACAUCAGACUCUCUGCAAACCAGGGACGUUUACUGCAGCAGCGAAGAAAACUUGUCUGCAGCGCUGCACUGACUGGACCUGGACCCGGACCCGAGUCUGAGUCAGGAUCUGGAUCUUUAUGUGGAUCUGGGUUUGGACCCGGAUCUGACCCCGGACCCAGAUCUGGACCUGGACCCGGGCCCGGACCCAGACCCGAGUCUGAGUCUGGAUCUGGAUCUUUAUGUGGAUCUGGGUCUGGACCCGGAUCUGACCCCGGACCCGGAUCUGGACCUGGACCUGAACCCGGACCUGGACUUGAGUCUGAGUCUGGAUCUGGAUCUGGAUCUUUAUGUGGAUCUGGGUCUGGACCUGGACCCGGACCCGGACCCGGACCUGGACCCGGACCCGGACCCAGACCUGGACCUGGACCUGGACCCGGGUCUGGACCUGGCAGACUCUCCAUGCUCUUCUUUGCACAGAACCCUGAGGACUCUGCGUUAGGGCUAACUAACUUUGUGCCAACUGACUCUUGGAUGCCAAACCGAGACGUGAGGCGGGCAGAAGCGUCGGGUCGGCGCCGCCCGGUCGGCGAGGAGGAAACGAAGCAGAUCUCAUGCAGAUCUCAUGCUGAGGCUCAAACCAGCUGAGCGCUCCGACAUCAUGGCCGCCUCCAGGUCAACUCUUCACAUGAAAACACGACGACUCCUCCUGACCCUCCACCACUAGAACAAGAUUUGCUCUUUAAAAGCUGGAAACUGAUUGUUUUUUUUAUCAUUAUUUUUCCUCUGUCAUUUCAGCCAAGAAGGGACAAAACUACUUUGGGGAUAAUUUUGACCUGUAGUUUAUUUUUCACCUCUGGUUCGAUGCUGAUUCUACGUACAUUUUACUAGAUGUCUCUGCGUUUCACAGAAUGCUGCAUAGCUUCUGCUGAAAGGUUCGUCCCGUCCGUAGCUCUGAUCCAGGUUGGAUCCAGAAUUAAAUAAGAAAAAUAUAAAAUAUUACUCAGAGACAAUAUCUAAACAUCAGCUGCAAAUACACAUUUCUUUAUUUGGUAGUUUCCAGCGGUGGGCACAUCUCUGCUAAUGCGCUAACACGCUAACAGCAGAGCUAAUAUGUCAUCCUCUUUUAGAUUUUGCUAACUUUGAAAACAUUUAGCAUACUUAGCUUCCCAUAAAUUAAUUUGUCCAUAUAAACUCUAAAGCACUGAUUUACUUGGCUGUUCUGUAAAGUUUCAAUUGAAUAAAAUUUGACGCCUUUGAUUUGGACGUUUAUAUCCAUGCUUUUAUUUUGAAGGGGGUGAAGAUGCAGCAAUUCUGUUUCCUCUCCUCACAUUUCAUCUUUUUAAUCAAGAAACUUUGAGCAACUGGCAAUGUGCAACAAACAAACAAGCAACCAGCAUUGGUGUAGCGCCUUAGCAUUAGCUUAUGCUAAGUACCACGCUGGUGUAGUGCUUUAGCAUUAGCAGAGCUAAUGUUUAUUAUUAGGGCUCUGAGGUUAGCACAACUAGCUUUCUAGUUAGCUGUGUCCACCACUGGUAAUUUGUUUUCCCCUGAAGCUGUAGGCUGUCACCAGGGGGCGCUUUUGCACAGUUAUCACUGUACAGUACAACAGAGGAUCAUAAACAUAAAGGUCAAGAAUAUUUCCAUUAAUAAUAAAACUGAUAAAAUAUUAAACCCUUUCAACUGAAAAAUCACCAAAACAGACAAAUUUUCAAAGUCUGGCUGCCUUUGAUAUAUAUCAGUAUUUUUGCUUUAAUAUUUAAACUUUGUAACGGUUUGUUACAUGUCAAAGUACAUUCAGGAAAGUGGAAACAAACAUACUGCAAAUAUAUUCAAAAUAAAUAAUAUAAUAAAUUACAGAAGUUAUUUCUAAGUGAUUUGUUUAGCAGGAGGCCAGAGAUUAAAGCCAUAUUUUUAAAUCUGAUGGUUUGAGUCCAAACAUGAGAUUUGUUUAAAGCGUCUGAUCGGUUUGUUCACCGUGUCUGUUCCCAGUUCAGUCCUUCAGGUUGGGAUCAUGAGCAGAGAGGAGAGGAAAUCGAUCACUUUCACUUUUUACAUUUAAAAUAUGUAUAGAUAUAAUUCACAAGUGUUGAGGAAUAUAAAGUAGAGCUAAUAGAUGUGAGCUUGUUUCAUUGAUGGUGAAUCUGUGUAUGAAUCUGAGUUGGACACAGAAUCUUAUUUUCUGUUACAAAAUGAUUUUAUAGGAUUUUUGUUUGGUUGGUUUGAUUCUGUUUCUGGUCAUCAACAAUAUUUCAUGUUUUAAUUUCAGUGUUAAAUAAAACGCUUUCUGCCCCGACUGGAGGUCAGAAAUUCACACGUUCAUUCAUCCUGACAGGAAGUCUGAUUGUUUUUAAACGAGGAUGCUCAUGAACCCACUGCGGUUGCUAUGGCAGCAGUGAUGUAUUUCAGCUUCAAACCGUAAUUUAAUAAACUUGAUUAAAUCUGA